Molecule: messenger RNA, 1034 nt
Organism: Alligator mississippiensis (American alligator)
Lineage: Eukaryota; Metazoa; Chordata; Crocodylia; Alligatoridae
Gene: MYL1
Product: myosin light chain 1
Exons: 7
Coding region: 112-696 (194 amino acids)
Cellular component (GO): contractile muscle fiber; myosin II complex
Molecular function (GO): calcium ion binding
Source: RefSeq, a predicted model, not a curated record
CACAUUGGGUCCACCUCCACGGCACUGGGCUGUAGAUCAUCCUGACUGCUGCUCCUCUCUCAGGAAUCACUUUCAAAGGUUUUUUGGGGGUCCUUUAUUUUUUAAAACAAAAUGGCACCAAAGAAGGAUGUUAAGAAAGCUGCACCAGCUGCAGCUCCAGCUCCAGCACCAGCACCAGCGCCUGCACCAGAGCCUGCACCAGCUAAACCCAAAGAACCAGCCAUUGAUCUCAAGAGCAUCAAGAUCGAAUUCUCCAGGGAGCAGCAGGAUGACUUCAAGGAGGCGUUCCUCCUCUUUGACAGAACUGGUGAUGGCAAGAUCACCCUAGACCAAGUUGGUGAUAUCAUCCGUGCUCUGGGACAGAACCCAACAAAUGCUGAAGUCAAUAAGAUCAUGGGAAACCCCAGCAAAGAAGAAAUGGGUGCCAAGAGAAUUGGGUUUGAGGAGUUCCUGCCCAUGUUGCAGGCGGCUGCCAACAACAAGGAGCAGGGUACCUUUGAAGACUUUGUUGAAGGUCUGCGUGUCUUUGACAAAGAAGCCAAUGGCACAGUCAUGGGUGCUGAACUUCGUCAUGUACUGGCUACUCUAGGGGAGAAGAUGAAGGAAGAGGAAGUAGAAGAACUGUUGAAAGGUCAGGAAGACUCCAAUGGCUGCAUCAACUAUGAGGCAUUUGUGAAACACAUCAUGUCUGUUUAAAUGAAUUCCUCAAGACACAAGCUGAGCAAUUUAGUCCCCGAAGACCUGGAGGCACCUGAAAUUUGCCUCAAUAAGACUCUUGCUCUAUCCAGUACCAUCAAUCUGGAAACCAUACAAGACUGUAUUAUAUGCCCCCUUCCCCAACUCGCCAAUUUUUUUUAUCAAAAGUAUCUUCCUCUGGAUCAUCACUUACGUUUCACAAAUUGAACAGUUGCUGAGGCAAGCUAGAUGGAAUAAAUUACUGAAGUUGUCAAGCCUGAUUAUCUGUUUUCCAUAUUGUUUGCCAUGAAGCAACGUAUGCCCUUGAAAAAUGCAACAAUAAAUCCCUGUGGUCAGUC